AUGUCGUGGGCUCCUCCCAGCUCUAGCGGUGCUGGGAAGGAGAACACCCCCUCACCUAACCUCUCCAGAUCACUCAUGCGAGUCCAGGGAAUGCGGCAAGCUCUCAACGUAGACACUCCUCGGCAGCAGCUAUUCCCCAGCGAUGUUGUGAAGAGUCGAUUGCAAAACGCUCGACAAGCAUCGGGAGAAUCGACCGAUUUCCUUCCUAAACAGCCCGCACCUGCAAAGACAACCGACAAACUUCCGCACCAGCGAACAAACUUGGAAUUGGUUCGCGUACCUCAGAAGCAAGUACCUACUGAAGCGGCGCCUCCAUCUCACCACUCGCAAGCGCUUCCCGUGGCAGGAGAACGUCUUUCUCAACAACUAUCAGUGAGCAUGGGCUCUCAAGAAUCACUUGAGCUAGAAAAUAGCUCUAAAGGCACCUGGAAUUCCCCGAGGGAAAUGGCGCGCUCGAGCGCAUCAACUGAUGUGCAAGGUGCUCCGCUGCCAGCACCUCUACACAUCAUUGAGGCUCUUAGAUCUGUAUCAGGCAUGAAUCGACGACCUUCUUUCAGCACUGCCUCCCUAGUCUUGAGCGGUUUCCCUGUAUCCCCAGACGAGAAGGAGAACCAGCCGCCCAAUGCAGAGGGUACAUGGGGCCCAAGCGAGACACUUCAGGAUCGCGAUGACAAAAUCGACCCUCACGCUCGAAUCUUUUCAGCUGCGGCCAUCAAUACUUGGAGAAGCAAUAUGGAGGACUACCCCAUAGUCCCUCUUAUCACAAAAAACCGAGAUCCGCGCACCGAUGAAUGCGAUAUUAACACUGAGACUGGAGGUCUUAUUGAGCCAGUCCGAUACAUCAAAUUGCAAAUGGAUGGCCAGGCAAAAUACGACUGGCGCCGAACGCAACUCACUUCUCAAGAGCGCAUCAUGAGGGAGAUAGCUCGCCGAGACGUUAUAAAGAAAGAGAUUGAACAAAGAGAGCAAGAGGAGAGGUAUGCAAACCCAACCUUUAAGGAGGAAAAGGUUCCUGAUGCCGCCUGCACUAUUCGACCGGUUGAGACCAAAGACUUCCAGGCUAUUGCAGACAUUAUCAACUUGGAGCGUCAACAGGGACAGAGCUCUCAGGUUUAUCUUCCCAAGAUUGACCACAGUCACAUUGCAACUCUUUACAACGCGUGCCGUCAAAAGCGCCGGCCCUUCAUUCUCGCUAUCCCUUCACCAGGACGAAUUCCCGAUCGUACCAACUGGUCUAAGGCCGAAGAGGACGAAUACCAGGAAUUCCUCAAGUUCAAGAAGUCCCGCGAGGCAUCGCAGCCGACUGUUCUCGGGUUUGCUGUCAUCACUGAUGCGCAGCAGGGCUUUCUGGACAGCGCCUUUCGCGGUUCCCGCUUCUCUGGUAACAUUAAAGUGAUUGUUCAUCCGCAGCAUCGCAAAAAACUUAUUGGUACGGCUCUCCUCGACAAGGUCUUGUCAUGCGUGAACAUCUAUCACCGUUCCGAGAUUGAAUACAACUGGGACUGCGCGGAAACUCAACAGACUUACGAGUAUGUAUCUGCACACAACCUCCGCAAGUACAACAAGGUCUAUGCAGAGUUUUUUUCCACUGGAAAGAAUGACCCCGAGGUUGAAAUCAUUCGACACCUUCUCAAGAAGUUUGAUUUCGAGUGGGCAGCGCACUUCAAAAACGCUGCCAAACAUGGAAAAGAAGCAGGCGUCUGGAAGGAUUUGAAUGUGUGGGAGCUGGAAGUACGCACGCCAUUUGAGAUUGACGAAAUUCCGGAGGAUGUUUAA
Messenger RNA from Fusarium pseudograminearum CS3096, 1776 nucleotides. RefSeq lists its product as uncharacterized. The transcript has a single exon. NCBI's taxonomy places the organism in Eukaryota, Fungi, Ascomycota, Sordariomycetes, Hypocreales, Nectriaceae. The coding region runs from base 1 to 1776 and encodes 591 amino acids. The record is from RefSeq and is a predicted model, not a curated record.